CGGCGGGAGGAGCUGGAGGCGCGCGGCGGCGCGUCCCUGCUGCUGCUUGACUGCCGGCCACACGAGCUCUUCGAGUCAUCGCACAUCGAGACGGCCAUCAACCUGGCCAUCCCGGGCCUCAUGCUGCGCCGCCUGCGCAAGGGUAACUUGCCCAUCCGCUCCAUCAUCCCCAACCACGCCGACAAGGAGCGUUUCGCCACGCGCUGCAAAGCGGCCACCGUGCUGCUCUACGACGAGGCCGCGGCCGAGUGGCAGCCCGAGCCCGGCGCUCCCGCCUCCGUGCUCGGCCUGCUCCUACAGAAGUUACGCGACGACGGCUGCCAGGCCUACUACCUCCAAGGUGGUUUCAACAAGUUCCAGACGGAGUACUCUGAGCACUGCGAGACCAACGUGGACACCUCACCGAGUGGCUCGCCGCCUACCUCGGUGCUGGGCCUCGGUGGCCUCCGCAUCAGCUCCGACUGCUCAGACGGCGAGUCGGACCGAGAGCUGCCCAGCAGUGCCACUGAGUCAGAUGGUAGCCCCGUGCCAUCCAGCCAGCCGGCCUUCCCCGUCCAGAUCCUGCCCUACCUCUACCUCGGCUGCGCCAAGGACUCCACCAACCUGGACGUGCUGGGCAAGUACGGCAUCAAGUACAUCCUCAACGUCACACCCAACCUGCCCAACGCCUUCGAGCACGGCGGCGAGUUCACCUACAAGCAGAUUCCCAUCUCUGACCACUGGAGCCAGAACCUCUCCCAGUUCUUCCCCGAGGCCAUCAGCUUCAUUGACGAGGCCCGCUCCAAGAAGUGUGGUGUCCUGGUGCACUGCCUGGCGGGCAUCAGCCGCUCGGUGACGGUCACAGUGGCCUACCUGAUGCAGAAGAUGAACCUGUCACUCAACGACGCCUACGACUUCGUCAAGAGGAAAAAGUCCAACAUCUCACCCAACUUCAACUUCAUGGGGCAGCUGCUGGACUUCGAGCGGACGCUGGGGCUGAGCAGCCCGUGCGACAACCACACGCCCAGCGAGCAGCUGUACUUCUCCACGCCCACCAACCACAACCUGUUCUCACUCAACACGCUCGAGUCCACGUGAGGCCAGCCACGGCACACUUGUGCGAGCCAGGGCCAGGCGGGAGGGCCCAAGCCUGCUGCCUCUGGCCAGACGAACCCACGGACGUCACCGGUGCCCAGAAGCCCAGAUGGGUUGGUGGCCGAGCUCCCCUCGCCAGGCUGCAGGACAGGGCCCGCGGGCAAGGCCUCCCUCUGCAGGACCUGGAGAGGCCUCUGCUCUCAGACACAUGGCUUUGCGGGGAUGACAGGGCCUCAUCUGCGUCCCAGGACACGCCUUUCUGCUGACAGCCCGGCCAGUUUGGCUGUUUUUUAAAGACACAUCCACGGACCUGAGUUUACUUUUUACUUUUUGGCAGGUAAAUCCGAGCUCCCUGGAGCACGGAAUGUGUUCAAGCUCUUCUCCAUUUUUCUUUUUUUAAUGAAAAGUGUUAUUUUCAGGCUACAUGCAACAGUGGAUUGUAUAAACCAGUAUUUCACCCCUUUCCUGAUCCUGCGAGAGAGAGGUGUUCUCGGUUUUGUUUUUCUUUCUAUUUCCAAAAGCAAUUACUGGUGUUUUGUUUUUAUUAUUUUUUUGUAGUGGGAAAGACAAACCCCGUGUUGAUCUUGACCAAAUGCAUUUUGCACAUGUGUGAAGUCUCCGUUUCCUUAGCAGGCCCUUCUUGAAGGGGUGGCUUGCUGCUGUCUGGGUGUCACGACCCCCGUGUGCCACCACCCACCCUUGUCCCAGCCCACCUUGGCCCUGCGGCUGCCGUGACGACAGUUACGAGUUGUGAUCAGUUACGAGUUGUGAACGGUAGCCUGGACUAGUGGUCUUUGCAUUUUUUGCCCUCCCAUCUGCCCUCUGGGGGUUUCUGCAGACCUCCCUGAGGCAGAAGCUGGGGGCCCUGCUGCUGGCCUGCUGGGGGCGAGGCUGCAGCAACUGCCACACAGAGCAUUAAGCCCUCUGGGCUCAGCCCCGGGGUGGGGGGGCCUGGGCCCUGGGCCCUUUUAUGGACUUACCCACUACUUCUGUCUCUUUCUCUCGCUGUUUGUAACUGGGAACGGAGGCCCAGUGGCUGGGGAAAGCUUCUGUGGCGGAGGCCCAGCCCUGCCUGCAGGGACUUCCCUUCACCCUGGCUGUUCCCUUGGUCCAGCCGCCUUGCCCUGUGGAAGCCUGCCCCGCCCUCGCUUGGCCCAUGCCUUCUGCCACCAGGAAACAUACACCCAUUUCCGCCCUAGGGCAGGGGCAGGUGGGGCAAAACCGGACAGGUGGAAAGGGUGUGAGGCUCUGCCCACCCCACCCCACCCCGAUAUCCACAGAACAAAGCCACGGAUUCCGUUAUCCUCUUCCAGUUUCGUUUCUUCUCCAACCUCAGUUCUGCCGGGCGUCAGGACUGCA
Messenger RNA from Tupaia belangeri chinensis (Chinese tree shrew), 2433 nucleotides. It is a transcript of the gene DUSP7, whose product is annotated as dual specificity phosphatase 7. Lineage: Eukaryota; Metazoa; Chordata; Mammalia; Scandentia; Tupaiidae. The transcript is spliced from 3 exons. Gene Ontology annotation, biological process: negative regulation of MAPK cascade; peptidyl-tyrosine dephosphorylation. The record is from RefSeq and is a predicted model, not a curated record. Gene Ontology annotation, molecular function: MAP kinase tyrosine/serine/threonine phosphatase activity; protein tyrosine/threonine phosphatase activity; MAP kinase tyrosine phosphatase activity. Gene Ontology annotation, cellular component: cytoplasm; cytosol. The annotation marks the transcript as partial.